Molecule: messenger RNA, 1647 nt
Organism: Saprolegnia parasitica CBS 223.65
Lineage: Eukaryota; Oomycota; Saprolegniomycetes; Saprolegniales; Saprolegniaceae
Exons: 3
Coding region: 1-1647 (548 amino acids)
Source: RefSeq, a predicted model, not a curated record
AUGUCGGACUGCACGCAUGAGCUCGAGGACCUCCUCGUCGAAGUCUUUGAGAGCCUCGCCACGGACGGGCCCAUCCUGCCCGAGUACGUCGCCCGGAAGCUCCAUGGCAUGGUCCACCUCCAUCGACUCUGCUCGCAUCGGUACAGUUCCGACUUUGUCGACACGAGCUGCCUCGAGUGCGGCGAAGCCCGGCGUAGCAACCAGACAGAGAGCGACGAGCCGGCGCCCGAGGAGACCGAGACGGACGUGGAGGCCAGCGCCGUGCUGGCGCGCCCCGAGCUCGUGCUCGAAGAUGCACCGGCGUGGAUCGCCAUCCAAAAGCAGAACGAGCACCCCGAGCUGCUCAUCGAGUGCGACUCGGACGACGAGGACGAAGACGACGAUGGCUUUGUGCCGCGCUCAGACUGGGCGUCGAGCCAGGACCACCCUGAGAUUGUCAUCGAACUCGAGGGCACGCCCGUGCAGAGUGCCCAGCCAGAGAUCGUGAUCGAGCUCGAGCACGAGCCAAGCUACAUGGCCGCCUUGACUGCGCACCCCGAGCUUGUCAUCGAGCUGGACGCGUCGCCAGUGCCAGCGACAGAGACAUGCGACGAAGUCGGCCACGUCAAUGGCGACGAAGAAGCAGAUGACGUGGCCGAAAUGCAAAGUCCGUCGUUCCUCGCACUGCCUGCGAUUGAAGAAGAGGAUGUCGACACGUGCUCGGUCGCGUCGACCAUGGAUGUGCUGGAGCUGGCCGGGAAGCCGCUGGCCCACUUGCCGAGUGUUUCGCAGUCAAGCGAGACACAGAGCAUGCACUCGGACGACGAGACCGUCACAUCGGUCGACCUCGACUUGGAAAACAUCCAGUCGCUCAACAACGAGUACGACGAGUUCUUUGAGUUUAUGAACCAGCAGCUCGAGCCAGAGUCGCCCGAGGAGAUGCCCAGCCCCCGGCCAGCAUACACGCCGACACACAGCAGAAGCAGCAGUGACGCCAGCGACUCAGACGACGACGAUGUUCGCGAGCUCUACGGCUCCAAGUCUACCGCCACCACCAGCCCUUGCUCGUCCAUCGCCAACGGCAAGUCUUCGGUCCCCAGCAGCCCGAAGCCGUCCAUUAUGAGCAGCCCGAUGACGUCGGUCACCAAGAGCCCGGUCCCAAGCUGCCCCAAGCCUUGUGUUCGUAACAGCCCGAAGCCAUCAACCAUUAGCAGCCCCAACCCGUGCAUCCGCAGCAGCCCCAAGCCAUCGAUGAUCGCAAAGCUGUGUCCGACGCCGCUGUCGUUGGCCAAGGACGUCAAGCCGACGCCCGCGCGCCCGAGUGCGAUUGCCCGCCCGCGCCUCGAAAUCGCCUGCGCGAGUGUGACGACGACGCGUGGUCCGUCGGCAACGCCCAAAAAGCUCUCGGUGGCCCCGACGCCGCGCAAGCCGCUGGCGACAACGCCGGUCACGCCUCGCAGCACAGAGCAACGCCACGAGCUCGUGGCCAAGCGGCGCGAGGAGAAGGAGCGACGCGAAGCCCAGGCGCGCGAAGAGGCGCUCAGGCAGCGCGAAGAGCGCCGACUCCUCCUUGAAGCCAAGAUGCAAGCAGAGAAGGACGCGCGCGCCGAGCUCGUCCGAAAACGCCUCCUCGAACGCGACGACCACGUCCUCAAGCGCCACGUGUAG